Hippocampus comes (tiger tail seahorse) is the source of this 2604-nucleotide messenger RNA. It is a transcript of the gene dhx35, whose product is annotated as DEAH-box helicase 35. Gene Ontology annotation, molecular function: ATP binding; RNA binding; helicase activity. Gene Ontology annotation, cellular component: intracellular anatomical structure; catalytic step 2 spliceosome. The record is from RefSeq and is a predicted model, not a curated record. The transcript has 21 exons. Bases 62 to 2161 code for a protein of 699 amino acids. NCBI's taxonomy places the organism in Eukaryota, Metazoa, Chordata, Actinopteri, Syngnathiformes, Syngnathidae.
AAAGUGAGGCUUGGCGGUAGUGACGUCACCAAAGAGGAAUACGUUGUGACGUAAUUCCAAGAUGGCGGGCACGCGUUCCACGAUGAAAUUUUGGAAGCCCGGGUCCGAGGCACCUGGGAUCUCCGAGGAACGUGAACUAAACACCGAGACCAGCGGUUCCACCGUCGUCUUCAAUCCUUUCAUUUCACUCUCCAUCGAGAAACAGAGACAGAAGCUCCCCGUUUUCAAGCACAGAAACAACAUCCUGUACUUGGUAGAAAGCUAUCAGACUGUCAUCAUAGUUGGGGAAACUGGAUGUGGAAAGACGACACAGAUCCCCCAGUACCUGCUGGAAGCUGGCUGGGCGGCUGAGGGGAGGGUGAUUGGAGUGACACAGCCUCGACGUGUGGCUGCUAUCUCUGUGGCUAGCCGUGUUGCAGAAGAGAGAGCCGCCCGGUUAGGACAUGAGGUGGGCUACACCAUUCGAUUUGACGACUGCUCUGACCCCCAAGCCACAAGGAUCAAGUUCCUGACAGAUGGAAUAUUAGUCCGGGAGAUGAUGGCCGAUCCGCUGCUUAAAAAAUACAGUGUCCUGAUGCUGGAUGAAGCGCACGAGAGAACCCUGUACACAGACAUAGCCAUCGGCCUGCUUAAGAAGAUCCAGAAGAAACGUCGAGACCUGCGGCUGAUUGUGGCCUCUGCCACUUUAGAUGCCAAGAAAUUCCACGAGUUUUUCAACCUGAAUGAGUCUGGAGAUCCCAACAAGGACACGUGUGGCAUCCUAACUGUGGAGGGCCGCACCUUCCCAGUGGAUAUUUUCUACACGAUCAGUCCUGUACCCGACUAUGUGAAAGCCACAGUGGAGACGGUGGUGAAAAUACACGAGGCGGAUGAUACUGGAGAUGUGUUGGUGUUCCUUACCGGGCAGGAAGAAGUGGAGAAGGCGGUUUCCCUUCUGCAGGACCAGGCCCGGUCUCUGUCACGACACGGCAUGAAGAAACACCUGAGAAUUUUGCCAAUGUAUUCCGGUUUACCUUACGCCGAGCAGAUGAAGGUCUUUGAGCGGGUGCCGGCCACGGUUCGCAAAGUUGUGGUGGCCACGAACAUAGCCGAGACAUCCAUCACCAUCAACGGUAUCGUUUAUGUCAUCGACUGUGCUUUUGUGAAGCUACGCGCGUAUAACCCUAACACUGCCAUUGAGUCACUGGUGGUGACGCCGAUCUCCAAGGCUUCAGCCAGCCAGAGGGCAGGCAGAGCUGGCCGGAACCGACCUGGGAAAUGCUUCAGGCUCUACACGGAGGAGGACUUUGAGAAACUGCCUGCCUCUACUGUGCCAGAGAUGCAGCGCACCAACUUGGCCCCAGUCAUUUUGCAGCUCAAAGCUUUGGGCAUUGACAAUGUUCUGCGCUUCAGUUUCCUGUCGCCUCCUCCAGCUCAGAGUAUGGUUCAGGCUCUGGAGCUGCUUUUUGCUCUCGGAGGCCUGGACAAUUACGGACGUUUGACCGAUCCCAUGGGUGUGCGGAUGGCGGAAUUCCCUCUCAGCCCCAUGUUUGCCAAGAUGCUCCUCGACUCGGGAAACUUUGGCUGCUCCAAGGAGAUUGUCACCAUUGCGGCCAUGAUGCAGAUUCAGAAUAUCUUUGUUGUCCCGCCCAAUCAAAAGAAAGCCGCCGCCCGUCAGCACAGGAAAUUUGCUGUUGCCGAAGGAGAUCACCUCACCAUGCUGAAUGUGUACGAAGCUUUCACGAAGCAUCAGAAGAGCUCCAAGUGGUGUCAGGAUCAUUUUCUCAAUUACAAAGGUCUGCAGCGUGCCGUGACGGUACGAGAGCAGCUGCGGCGCCUCAUGACCAAGUUCAAGGUGGUGUGGACUUCCAGCGAAGGUGAUCCGGAUGUGAUCUUGAGGUGCAUCGUGUCGGGAUUUUUUGCCAACGCAGCGCGCGUUCACCACUCUGGUUCUUACCAGACUUUACGAGACGAUCGUGAGCUUCACAUCCACCCUAAUUCUGUACUGUAUGGAGAGAAGCCGCCAAAAUGGGUUGUCUUCAAUGAAGUGCUGCAAACAAGCAAAUACUUCAUGCGAGAUGUGACAGCAGUGGAGUCGUCCUGGCUCGUUGAGUUGGCUCCUCACUUCUACAAGCAAGCUAAACAUGGCUCACUUGGCAGCAAGCGUUCCCGCAUCCUCUGAACCCGUUCAUCUUUUCCACCCUCUCCGUGUAAAUAAAGAUGUCAUAUUUAUUGAUCAUGUCCACAUGCGCAACAGUGACCAUGCUCGAUAGCUCUCGCUUUGGGAUAGUUAUCUCCUUUGUAUUAGAUCUGUGUGAGCGCGAUUGCUGAUGAAUGUGAGAUGAGGUCAUACUUUGUACAUAGUCAGAGAAGGCUCAGGUCCGGGGAUUGCUUGCAGUCGUACCUGGUUCUUGGCUUUAUUUUUGUAGCAGUUGUAUUCGUUGAAUACUGGGUGAUGAAUAAUGGGGGGGGGAAAAUUAAUUUUUGAGGAUGUCUCCCAUUUUGACACUGUUUUCUUCUUCAAUUCAUUUGCUCUCAUAACCUAGGUGCCUUUAGGAAAGUGACUAGUAAAUUGACCUCUGAUUUAUUUUCAUUUCUUAAAAUGGUCUCGUGAUGACACUGUGA